AUGUCGGCUUCCCGGCUCUUCCCACAGACGCAGAAAGCCUCUGACACUCCACGUGCAGCUCUGAAUCCCAGUGUCUACCCUGGCGACAUCACGAGCAAGGCUCACCCUCCUGAGUGGAAGAAAUUUAUGGAGAAGUUAUCACUAAAAUUAAAUGGUGGCAGACAUGUCCAAGGAAUAUUGUGGGGCUUUGAUCCCUUUAUGAAUCUUGUGAUAGAUGAAUGUGUGGAGAUGGCAACUAGUGGGCAACAGAACAAUACUGGAGUGGUGGUAAUACGAGGAAACUGUAUCAUGUUAGAAGCCCUGGAACCAGUAUGAACAAUGGCUGUGUUCACCAGAGAAAUCAACUGCUUCCACAU
Molecule: messenger RNA, 356 nt
Organism: Eubalaena glacialis (North Atlantic right whale)
Lineage: Eukaryota; Metazoa; Chordata; Mammalia; Artiodactyla; Balaenidae
Product: small nuclear ribonucleoprotein G-like
Exons: 2
Coding region: 1-315 (104 amino acids)
Biological process (GO): mRNA splicing, via spliceosome; spliceosomal snRNP assembly
Cellular component (GO): spliceosomal tri-snRNP complex; SMN-Sm protein complex; U4 snRNP
Molecular function (GO): RNA binding
Source: RefSeq, a predicted model, not a curated record